AUGGAAUCUCACCUUCGCCAGCUCCGUCGGCAGAUCCUCUUGCAUGCUUCCGCUCUGGCCCGCCUAGAUGUAGUUGGCUCUGAGUCCACCUUCUCGAGUCAGGCGGCAGGCCAUCUGGCGUCUGUCCUCGCUCUUUCUUCCUCUGAUUCUCCUCUUCUCUCCGAUGCCUCUCUUGUUCCAACGGGUCUUUCAAUGGUCUCCUCAGCUCAUACAGUCGCUGCAAACAGCACUUUUCACCCUAAUCUGAUCUCAUCCAUUCCCUCAAUCAAUGUCCCUGCGUCAUCAAUGAGCAAUCAAGGAAGUUCUGCCCUUCCCACUCCUCUUGCAUCCAGUGCCACUGACUUUGCCAAGUCACGAUACAUUCGAACCCCACUUCGCCAAUGCAUCUUUAUGCGUAAACCUAUGCCAUACCAUUCAUUUGCCUACGAUUUGCCUACUUCUUCAACGAUUCCACAAGCCGAUCUUAUACCUCGUCAGUCCAAUGCUGCAGCCAUCUGGCAGCAGGCACGCGACUUCCUUGGCCUAGCCGACCCUAGCAACGUUAUCGUUCUCAAACAGGAGUCACAGACUCACAAAUCGGUAAGAAGCUGA
Messenger RNA from Protopolystoma xenopodis, 591 nucleotides. The record is from the annotation of a GenBank genome assembly. NCBI's taxonomy places the organism in Eukaryota, Metazoa, Platyhelminthes, Monogenea, Polystomatidea, Polystomatidae.